AUGUUUGAUUUAGUCAAAGGAGCCAUUCAUAUGAGAAUGGUCAAGCAAUCUGGAAAAUAAAAGUUCAAAAUGCCUUAUUAAUCUUUUAGUUCAAAUUAAGCAUGCAGUCCAAUGUUAAGAUUUAAGAAUGCAGGAACAAUUGGAUGUAGACAAUUGCCUAAAGAUAGCACUUAGAAAUGUAAUUAGUAAUAAAGUAUAAAUGUCCUUAAUCUUUGA
Messenger RNA from Paramecium tetraurelia, 216 nucleotides. RefSeq lists its product as uncharacterized. The record is from RefSeq and is a predicted model, not a curated record. NCBI's taxonomy places the organism in Eukaryota, Ciliophora, Oligohymenophorea, Peniculida, Parameciidae. The transcript has a single exon.